AUGUCGGUUCAGAUGACGAGAUAUAAGCAGGCGCAGUUCGCGGACGAGGAUAGUAGUAGCAUCGGCUCGAUACAGAUCAAUGAGACGACGCGCAGCCCUACGAUGCACAUCCGCUAUCAUGCCGCACGGGGCACCUCACUGUGGAACGCCCGGAGCAAGCUGGAGAAGGUCCUGCUGCUGCUGCUGGCGUUCGCGAUCAUACUGAUCGUGGUGCUGAGUAGUCUGCUGGCGAACGAUAGUACGCGCAUUCUGCACGUGCGUCCCCACGUAGGUUCGGAUCCCUUCGGAGUGGACGAGCAGCUGCCCUGCCUCAAUCAGCACUGCAUCUUCGCGGCGAGCGAGAUACUGCACUCGAUCGACUGGACCGUCGACCCAUGCGACGAUUUCUACGCGUUUUCGUGCAACCAGUGGAUCCGCAACAAUCCCAUCCCGGAGGGUAAGUCGAUGUGGGGAUUGUUCGGGAAGCUGGAGCAACAGAAUCAACUGGUGCUGAAGAACGCUCUCGAACGGCCGCUCGCCGAGUUUAAAUCGAAGGCGGAGAAGAAGGCGAAACUGUACUACCAGUCGUGCCUGGACGAGGAUGAAACGAUGGAGAAGCUGGGCGCGGAACCGUUGCAGAAGCUGCUGCGUCAAAUCGGCGGCUGGAAUGUGACGGCCAAUGCGAGCGGGUUUGACGUGCAGCGGUGGUCGCUGCAGCGCACGCUUCAAACGCUGCAGAUACGCUACAACAUGGGCGGACUGUUCGGGUGGGCGGUCGGUGAAGAUGAUCGCAAUUCUAGCAAGCAUAUCAUUCAGAUCGAUCAAGGUGGGCUUACGCUGCCGUCGCGGGAUAACUAUCUAAACAAAACGGCGAACGCGAAGAUACUGACUGCCUAUCUGGAGUACAUGACCAAGGUGUCGGUGUUGCUCGGUGCGGACGAAACAGACGCCCGGCGCCAGAUGCUGGAGGUGAUUGAGUUUGAGACGCGGCUGGCUAACAUCACCACGCCGCAGGAUAUGCGGCGAGAUGAGGAGACCCUAUAUCACCCGAUGACGCUGGCAAUGCUGCAGGAAAAGGCCCCGUUCAUCAACUGGCAGGAGCAUUUCGAGGAAGCGUUCCGGUUGGUACGUCGCAAGAUUACCGAGAAGGAGCGCGUUGUGGUGUACGCUCCGGAGUACCUCGAGAAGCUGAACAUCUUGAUGAAGGAGUACACUGCUACGGACGAGAAGAAGAUCAUACUGAACAACUAUCUGGUGUGGCAGACUGUUCGCACGCUUACUGCCUGCUUAUCUAAAGCGUUCCGCGAUGCAUACAAGGGCCUGCGGAAGGCACUGAUGGGUUCGGACGGUGGCGAGGAACUGUGGAGAUACUGCGUGUCGGAUACGAGCAAUGUGCUCGGGUUCGCCGUUGGUGCCAUGUUUGUGCGCGAUGUGUUUCAUGGUGACUCGAAACCGCAAGCGGAAGACAUGAUCAAUCAGGUGCGGGAUGCGUUCAAGGAGAACUUCAAGAAUCUGGGCUGGAUGGAUGAGGAGACGCGUCGGCUAGCGGUGGACAAGGCGGAUGCGAUCAGCGAUAUGAUCGGGUUCCCCGAUUACAUCCUACACCCGGAGGAGUUGGACCGAAAGUAUCAGGAUUUGACCAUCGAUCCGAAGACUUACUUCGACAACAACAUCAACUACAAUAUCUACAGCUUGCGGAAGAACCUCGAAAAGCUGGACCAACCUGUUAACAAGACCAAGUGGGGCAUGACACCGCCGACCGUCAAUGCGUACUACACACCGACCAAGAACCAGAUCGUCUUUCCGGCCGGCAUACUGCAGAAUCCCUUCUUUGACAUCAAGAACUCCAAGAGCUUGAAUUACGGGGCGAUGGGUGUGGUGAUGGGACACGAGCUGACACACGCGUUCGACGACCAGGGCCGGGAGUACGAUAAGUACGGCAAUCUGCACCAGUGGUGGAACAAUCAGACGAUCGAACGGUUCAAAAAUCAGACGGAAUGCUUCAACCAGCAGUACGGUGCCUACCGCAUUAAUGGCAAAACCAUCAAUGGGAAGCAAACGAUGGGCGAGAACAUUGCGGACAAUGGUGGCCUAAAGGCGGCAUUCCACGCGUACAUUAACAACGAGAAGAACAGCUACACCGACACGGAUACGUUACCGUUGCCGGGUGUGAAUAUGACCCACCGGCAGCUGUUCUUCGUGUCGUUCGCGCAGGUCUGGUGCUCGGCAGUGACGGACGAGACGACCACGCUGCAGAUAGAGAAGGAUUCCCACUCACCGCCAAAGUAUCGCGUGAUAGGUCCGUUGUCGAACCUGAAGGAGUUCUCCGACACGUUCCACUGUCCGCUCGGUACGGGUAUGAACCCGAGGGAGAAGUGUGUGGUAUGGUAAAGUGGUCCGGUCUCUGAGGGGUUUAUUUAUUAUUCCACGUGGUGGUACAACAAAAUGGUUGCGCGUUUGGCAGCCAUCUUUACUUCUGUGCUUGAUUUACGCAUAAUUACGCGGGAGGUUCGAGAGUUCUGUAUUUUGUUUUGGAGGCUUUAACGACGAACUACUCCUGCUGUGUCUAGGUUAUGUGUGCAUCUCUGCCUCUGCCGAGAGCCCAGAGGUCCAGAUGAGAUUCGAUUCACGGUCUUUCGGUGUAUAAACCGAACGCCGUAGCACGAGUUACUGGUACCGCAACCACUCCAUCGAUGCCAAAUUAGAAAUGAAAAGAACACUACGUACGCACAGUAAAGCGCGACGCCUGCUAGGCAAUCUAUUUAGCAUUUGUGUGUAAGGUGUACUAAGUCAAAGACAGCAACCAAAAAUUAAGUAAGCAAACCAAAAAACUGGUCGGGUCAGCCGGGAUGCAGUAUAUCUAUUUUAUUAUCAACCUUUUCUACUAUAGCGCUGGUGAAUUUCGCAGCGAAAAGAAUCCCUGCGAAGUGGUGAGUGUUGAAGACAUUUUUCUUUUAUAAUUUUUUUCCAAUUAUUGUAUCGGGGCGUAAAAAAAUCAAACCAAACACUUAGAGUUAAUACCACGUUUAUAGUGCGCGAAACGUUCAUUAUUGUGAUUGUAUCUUAACCUGAGUAAGAAACAAAUUAAGUAAGGCCAACAAAUCGUCUACCAGUGUACGCGAGGGGACGGAAAUGUGUGGAAAAGAAGGAAAAAGAAGGCAGUAACACAGGGAAACGAUGAUGUGGUAAUUAAAUAUGACACUGCGGCUUGUGAUGAGUUGGGUAGUCUAAGGUCAUAGAAAGGGAAUGGAAAUUAAAAACAAAACCAAAAAAUCAUGCGAAUUCCUAUUAGCAAACAGACUAAAAAUGUACGUUUUGUGUGGGAAUCAUCAAAAUGAAAUAAAACUUAUCCUAGAUUGUACAACU
Messenger RNA from Anopheles moucheti, 3345 nucleotides. It is a transcript of the gene Nep3, whose product is annotated as endothelin-converting enzyme homolog. Bases 1 to 2370 code for a protein of 789 amino acids. Gene Ontology annotation, molecular function: metalloendopeptidase activity. The transcript has 5 exons. Gene Ontology annotation, biological process: protein processing. The record is from RefSeq and is a predicted model, not a curated record. Gene Ontology annotation, cellular component: plasma membrane. Lineage: Eukaryota; Metazoa; Arthropoda; Insecta; Diptera; Culicidae.